Lolium perenne is the source of this 600-nucleotide messenger RNA. Lineage: Eukaryota; Viridiplantae; Streptophyta; Magnoliopsida; Poales; Poaceae. The record is from RefSeq and is a predicted model, not a curated record.
AUGGCGGCGGCGGCACACGCUAUGCUGGACCUGGAUCUCGUAGCUGAGGAGAAGCCUCGCAGCGGCCGGCGGCCCCGUAAGCCCCUUCCCUCCGCCGCGUCGCGCCGCACCGGGCUCCGCCGCUGCCCCCUCCUCUUCGUCUGCGCCUCCGCCUCCAUGGUCCGCAAGGGCCCCGCGCCGCCGCGACCUGCAUCAUCGUCGGCCCCGCGCGCGGCGACCGCGCGCACCUGCCCGUGGUCCGCGCCCUACCCCGCCAUCCUCGCGGCCACCAGCCAGCCGCCUCCCUCCCCGCGCUCGCCACGACCUCCGCCGUCGAGGACCAAACCGAUGAACACCGCCUGGCGUGGAUCAACGACGAGCAUCGUCGCAGGUGGCCCGAUGAUGGCGCGGGACCACAGGGCCUCUUCACCUGCUCACACCCGUGAUGCUGUAGGCGCUCCUCCCGGCGUCGGACGCGGAGGGCCUGGUGCGGAUCGACGACAAGCAUCGUCGCGGGUGUCGCCCAGCGUGCAGCGUGCUCGGGCUCCACCGGCGACCGUCGACGCAUCCCUCCGCCGGCGACAUGCGCGUGCAGGAAGCCGACGUGCGCCGUCCCUGUAG